GCUUUGGUUGAGUAGUGGUGAGCAGCAGUGAGUGUGGGAUAGUUGGCGAGCGAGUACAAAAGGCAGGCUACCAAAGCACCCGGAUUCGGAUGAACUGGGAACUUCGGGUGUUAUCGUGGUGUUGGUGGCAGUAUCAGAGGGAGAGAGAGAGAUAGAAACCCAGUUGCUCCUUCCCAGAGCACUAGUUCCAACCCGAAGUUCGAGGCACUCAGUCAGUCAGUCCUCACUCCGAAAAAUUUAGUGGAUCGGAUUCCCCGGAGAAAGUGCACCACGAAAAAUCCUGGACCAGACCAAGGCAAUUAAACCGCAGCAUUAACCACGUUGGAACCAAACAAGUUUUUAAUUCCAGUUGAUUGAGAUAAGGUGUAUACAGUUUCCGUCGUCCAAUUCAGUUUGAAAAAAUUUGAACAAAUUACGAAAAUUAAAAAUAUGGUAAAUUUAAAAAAUGACAGCUAAAAACAGUGAACUAGUAACUAUUGUUGGAGUGGUGAAAUCUAUUUUAUUUUAUUGGGAGAGAGACGGUGCAGUGUCAAGUAAAUCUAGUAUAAGGAAGGAGCAGAGAACCCGGAUUUUGUGAAUAGAGACCGGAUUUUAAAAAUCGUGUGAGGAUAUUCAUUAAAUGAACUGGAAUCAAUUUAAUGGGCUGACUAUUAAGAUUGGCAAAGUGGAGCAGAGGUCGUAACGUUGCUCAUACUAUAUAAUUAUUCGUACCACUGCUAUAAUUGAUAAUGGAGACGAAGGGGAGUGACGAAAACCAAAGUCUCCAUCCUACCGGAGUAGACAUAUAAUAAUAAUUUUCUUGGUAUUUGUAUAAAAAAGCAGCUGAAUGAAGAACCCACGAUGAAAAUGGAGAAUGAAAAUGCAGCUGCACUCCUAUUACUAAUUAGAAGAUAAUAAUACUAACCAGCAAACUUUGUGAAUAGUUGAGCCACUACCAUGCAACUACACCAUCGACAACAGUAGUAAUAAAAUGGGAAGAAUAAGACAAUACAAAAGUGCAGCUAUUAUUCCUCGUACUAAUUAAAUGCAGCUUCACCUCAGCUCAGAAGAGACGAGUGGGAGUGGGAAAGACUAAUUACCACGAAGGGCGAAGGUGAACGAACGGUAUGCGAAGUGGAACAAGGGACGGGAGUGGAAUUUAAAGUGGUCGAAAUUGAGCUGGAGAACAAUACCCAAGUCACAACGAGGCCGAAAACGCUAUCGUUGAAGAUCAUCACCCCCCCUCCGCUCCUCCUACACCCACCUCCACCCCCUCCAAAGAACACCAAGCAGACCCUCUUGGAGGAGGAAGGCGACAUGUCCGAGAGUCAUGACGAUGGCCAGUCCUUGGUUCGCGUUCGCGCACAAGUGAUGACUCGUGAUGAUAGUUCAGGUGGCUGGGUUCCUCUUGGUGGCGGAGGGCUCAGCAACGUGUCCGUUUGCAAGAAAACCCCGGACAAAAACGAGUAUCUCAUCCACGGGAAAAGGAUUUCCGACCAGUCGCUUGUCCUGAGUUGUACGAUAAAGAAGGACUUUGAGUACAAUAAAGUAAUGCCAACGUUCCAUCAUUGGAAAACUGGAGAGAAGAAAUUCGGACUGACUUUCCAAACGGCGGCGGAUGCCAGAGCAUUUGACAAAGGCGUUUGCAUCGCAAUUGAAGACUUACUUGAUGGUCUUUCCCCUUCACUAAAACGGAAAAAAGAAGUAGGAGAAGAUGACGUUUUUAUGGCCCUGGAUCUUCCCGUGGAGCGAGAUUCGAUAUCUUCUGGCUCGGGGAGCGGAACGGGUUCCAACCACCAGUACCCACCUCACUCCCAUCUCCACCGGAUGUAUUUCUCCUCGAGGACAGGGAGCAGGGAGGGCAACAACGGGGGUGGUGGUGGAGUUUUGGUGAAGGAGAUGCACUCAGUCUCCUCGAAAGACAAAAUAUCCGAAAAGGACAUUUACUGUUGUGACAAAGACCUGAGGGACGACGAACCUUACUCGUCCUACGUCCAAUUUGCCCGUGAAUACACGCGUCCCCAUGAGUAUUCCUACCCCGUAGUUCAACCUGAUAAGAAGUACAGCCCCUCGUCUGACCUCUCCAACUCGUUGUCACUGGGAGGAAUGACGUUUUCACCAAAGAAGCCUCUGCAGCUGGACCCCCUGAGCCUCCAGCCACCACCCCUCCUCCCCACAAAGUCUACUGGGAGCACGAAAAAGAAAAGGACAUGUGGUAAGAAGACGCGAUGCAGAGACUGUCACGAAGUGUAUAGCGAAGACUGUAACCCACGAGGAUCGUGUUCAUCAGGACCUGAUGCCAUUCGUGAUGGGAUAGACGCAGUGUCGUGCAUGGGAUGUGCUCGAGGGAUGUUGUACCACUGCCUGUCGGGGGAAGAGGGGGAGGUGCCACCACACCCUUGUUCCAUUCGACACCAUCGCUGUGUCCGCCGCUGGAUUGCUCUGGGCCUCCUCUCAAUAUUCCUACCGUGCCUCUGUCUCUACAUCCCUUUCGCCUCCUGCCAUCGUGCAGCAAAAUCAUGUCAUAUAUGCGGAGCGCGGCAUCACCCUUCCUAGUCCACAUUUAUCCAGUAGACAUUAAGGUUCACUAUGGAUAAUAACCACGUAAUUGUAAUAGUUGUUCAAUACCAUCCACAGUAAGUGGUGGUCGCACUCCCACAAAAGAAAACUCACAAAAUGUCAUCACAACAAUAUCCCCUCUCUCAAACGCUCAAAUAGUUUCAUAAACUCUCCACAAAAAAAACAACAAAACAAAUAAGCGUCAGUCAAGUCUCGAAAUAUCACUGCACCGCAUGAUGAUGCGACCUAUUACUGUGGCUGUGAGAUAAUCCAUCGGCCAUCAUCAAACUAUUUAUUCCUUCAUUCGCUCUUCUUGGAUAAGAAUUCAUAAUAAUGAUAAAUUAAUAAGGCCAAGCUGCUGCGCACAAUUUCAUCUUCAUCUUCAACCCAAAAAUCAUCAUCAGCAGUCUGUUCGACAGCGAUGGCAAGACUACUCUGUAAUCUCAACUCAUCACCAUCAACCCACGCCUAUACUCCAUCAGAAGAUGAAGAAGAGGAGAACGAAAUUAAUAGUAGUGGUAAUAGCUCCGUUUUUUGUAAUUUUUCGGAAUUCAUGCAAGUUGUCAACUUAGUUCAGUAUUCGACGGUAUCUAAACUACCAAUAUUAUGCAAUUUAUUUACCGCAGAAAAGCAUUUAUUUACUUGAUUGAUAUUUAUGUCGUAAGGAUCCUGUUAAUUGAUAAGACUUAUAAGCACUGAAACCUACUGGCAGGUUAAUUAAUAAUCAAAAAUCAGGACGAUUUUUGAAACGAAAAAAGGUUUACACAAAUGUGAUACUUCGUUUCGUGUGUAAUCUCAUUCAUUAUUUUUAUGAAAAUUAUGUGUAAGAAAGUGCGAUACCUGUGUUAGUGGCAGCAGAUGCAUUGCAUACGAAUAAUAUUCAUUUACAAGUCAGGUUCAUAACGUCUUUUAUCUCACUAAAUAUUUACUGCUAGAAAUAUGUUAUUAUUAUCACUUUUCGUAUUCUAGUUCCCCUCCUACUCUAUAUUUUUUCAUUAUUUUGCAAUCUUCCUAGACAAAAUUUUCAGUUACUUACAUAACUGACAUAAUUACAACUAUCCUUUAAUUCGCUAGACUUUUCCCUGUUAUAUUGCUAAAUGUUAUAUUAUCAUAAUACUAUUGACUUUAUUAUAAUUAAAUAUUCCUCUGUCAAGAUGAUGCUUGAUCAUUACGUUCUUUCUCAAAGAUGCUUUCAAUUUCCUGAUUUCGGUUGGAUGCUGAGGGAGGGGAGGGGGGAUUUUUACGUCACAGCAGCAGAGAGAUACAUUUAUACAAUCAUAUUAUUAUUUAGUUUUAGUGAAAAUGAGUUAUAUUAUUGCGCCGUUUACAAUUUAAUCGAAAUAUACAAAAAUGGAUGUUAUUUAUUAAAUUUGCAAUUUCUUUUACAAUCAAAAACCUCAAAAAGUGAAAA
Molecule: messenger RNA, 3949 nt
Organism: Folsomia candida
Lineage: Eukaryota; Metazoa; Arthropoda; Collembola; Entomobryomorpha; Isotomidae
Gene: Spred
Product: sprouty-related, EVH1 domain-containing protein 2
Exons: 10
Coding region: 1297-2535 (412 amino acids)
Biological process (GO): negative regulation of MAPK cascade; multicellular organism development
Cellular component (GO): membrane
Molecular function (GO): protein kinase binding
Source: RefSeq, a predicted model, not a curated record